AUGUCCAUCAACACGCCCAAGAAUGUUGAACGCUGCAAGAACGUUACUCUUGAAUUUGAAGGUGGAAAAGCGCCAUAUUCUAUCGAAGUCACCAAUGGAACUGAAGCUGAUUUCCCAGAGAUUGUAGUGGAGAUCAAAGACAUUGAAGAAAGCCCAUACAACUACACCGUCAACGGCACUCAAGAGAAAAUUGGAUUUAUUCUCCACUCUGAUGACGAGAAGACGGCGUACACAGGCAACGUCAAGAUCGCAGAGAAUAACAGUGUCGAUGAUGAUGGCGAGUGUUAG
Wallemia ichthyophaga EXF-994 is the source of this 288-nucleotide messenger RNA. RefSeq lists its product as uncharacterized. Bases 1 to 288 code for a protein of 95 amino acids. The transcript has 3 exons. The record is from RefSeq and is a predicted model, not a curated record. NCBI's taxonomy places the organism in Eukaryota, Fungi, Basidiomycota, Wallemiomycetes, Wallemiales, Wallemiaceae.